Nelumbo nucifera (sacred lotus) is the source of this 1366-nucleotide messenger RNA. RefSeq names its product Galactose mutarotase-like superfamily protein. Gene Ontology annotation, molecular function: carbohydrate binding; glucose-6-phosphate 1-epimerase activity. NCBI's taxonomy places the organism in Eukaryota, Viridiplantae, Streptophyta, Magnoliopsida, Proteales, Nelumbonaceae. The record is from RefSeq and is a predicted model, not a curated record. Gene Ontology annotation, cellular component: cytoplasm. Gene Ontology annotation, biological process: carbohydrate metabolic process.
AGAAUACCAAAACGGCGGGUAGAGAGUGGGAAAUUCCGAGUGACGACGAUACCAAACACCCAUGUAAUCGUUCACUUCCUCGGCAUAUUCGACGAAGGAUUCUGAAGGACCUCUCGCUGGACCGGCUGCCGCAUCUAUAGGAAGCCUCGAUCGAGAGAAGAAAUAAGCAUAUUGCAACAAACAAGAAGCAAGAGAAAGUGAGAGAGACCAGACCAAGCAUCAAGAUGCCGGCGAUCUCCGUGGCCUCGUUCUUUCCAACCCUAACGUAUUCCAACCUCCGGCUACGCAGCAGAACUGUUGGCGUAACCUUUGCAAACUUACGCCAAGAAACUCUUUCUUUUGGAGUCCAAAUUACAGAAGGUACAGGAAAGUUACCAAAGGUUGUGCUGACUUCUGAUCAUGGUAGUGAGGCUGAGGUUUAUCUAUUUGGGGGCUGUAUAACAUCAUGGAAAGUUGUGAAUGGCAAAGAUCUCCUUUUUGUUCGACCAGAUGCAGUAUUCAAUGGCCAGAAACCAAUAAGCGGAGGCAUCCCACAUUGUUUUCCACAGUUUGGACCUGGCCCUUUGCAGCAGCAUGGGUUUGCAAGGAACAUGGAUUGGUCUAUUGUUGGCUCUGAUAAUGUGGAAGGAAAUCCUCUUAUAACACUGGAGUUGCGUGAUGGUCCUUACAGCCGCUCUAUGUGGGAUUUCAGCUUCCGAGCCUUGUAUACAGUCAAAUUAUACUCAAGGAGACUUUCAACAGAACUAAUAAUCACAAAUACAGAUAACAAAUCCUUCUCCUUUAGUACUGCAUUGCAUACUUACUUUCAUGCUUCUGUAACCAAAGCAUCAGUGAAAGGACUGAAAGGUUGCAAUACGCUGAACAAGGACCCAGACCCGACUAAUCCUGUGGAGGGUACAGAGGAUAGGGAUGUGGUCAAUUUUCCAGGAUUUGUGGACUGUAUUUACUUGGUUGCUCCCUCUGAGUUGCAACUUGACAAUGGGUUGGGUGAUCUAAUAUCCAUCAAGAAUACCAAUUGGACAGAUUGUGUCUUGUGGAACCCUUAUUUGCAGAUGGAAAACUGCUACCAGGACUUUGUCUGCGUUGAAAAUGCAAAGAUUGGAAAAGUUCAGCUAGAGCCUGAGCAAUCAUGGGUAGCAGAACAGCAUCUUAGCAUUGGAUGAAUUGAAGCUUACGAGGUUCUCAAAACUAGCCCUUGUUGCUUUUUAUUGGUUCCUUUUUCAACAAGCUUUUAGUUUCUUAAUAACUGUUGUAACUUAAGUCUCCAGAAAGAGUUGAGUUUUCCAAGGUUCUCUAAUAAUGUCAGUUUUGUUGAUAUUAUAUGAAUAUUUUAUGCAAUUGGACACAUGAACCUUCACUCUCUUCA